UAUUCCCGUCCUUUGGGUGCGCAGUGUUGCCAGCCACAGAGCCACGUCAGGCCUGUAGCAACUGCUCGUCUUCUCCUGCCUCUCCAAGGUUAGAGAUAGGCCCGCCCGACCAGCUGGAGACACUCGAACAAACAGACCCUGGGAGCCGAAUUGAGACCGCGAUACCAGGAAUUAAGUUUUUUUUAUUUUUUAUGUUUAGAUUUUCUCCGGCACUGAGGAGCGUGCGCAGUGAAAUAGUCAGCGGGGACAUCGGUGGCGUUAUUUCGUCUCCAUAAGGAGAUUCUGCGGCUUAGAAACGAUCCUUAUCGCCCGUCUUAUUGGUGCUUAAUGGAAACGCGCAAUCAUAAAAAAUGGUUGCAUUUGGAGAAUAUCCGUGAAUGUGAUCGUCUCCUUCCGACAUCGGUGCGUCAGAGAAGACACCUCAGCUAGCUGGACUCCGGGUUGGGUGUGAAGUCUUCACCGUGCACCGUGUGCUGCUGGGGUGAAGGUGACUUGCGUCCCGCUGCAGUCAGGGCAAUGCGGAGAGGAGUCGCAGACGCUCAUCCGGUACUUUUUUCUGCACUCUAUUUGCUCCGUCUCCCACACUAGAGGGGAGCAACGUGAGAGAUAGACACAGCAAUAACACAUAAUCGAGAUUCAACCCAGAGCCAGUAGUUGGUGAAGGUGAAUUGAACGUGUGCAGAGGAGAGAAUAAGGUGAACAGCGAGGUGCAGGGUGGUGAGGCAGGAAGAGAGAAAGUGGUGAAGUUUGGUGGAUAUAUCAGACAAAACCGUUCUGUGUUAGGGCUGUUUUAUUAGUGGAUGUGUAUGCAUGAGUUCUGCAUCGAAUGGGCGCAAAAACCGCCCCAGAUCCUCCGGGAACAUCUUCCAGAUUGGCAAGCCUCCUUGCCGAGACCCAGAGAGGAGGGAGAGCACCGAAAGUACCCGCAAAGCCCAGCGCGCCGUGGCCGACUGCAGAAUGAUCGUCCAGGAAUUCAAUACCCUUGUGGCUCUGUACCGUGAGCUGGUCAUCUCCAUUGGCGAAAUCACUGUGGACUGUCCCUCCUUACGGGCCGAAAUGCUGAAGACCCGGACCAAAGGCUGCGAAAUGGCGAGAGCGGCACACCACAGUCUCUCCCUGAUAUCGGGGCCGGAGGACGGGGAGAUCCACCCAGAGAUCUGCAGGCUGUUCAUCCAGCUGCAGUGCUGUCUGGAGAUGUACAUCACAGAGAUGCUCAAAUCUGUCUGCUUGCUGGGGUCCCUGCAGCUUCACAGGAAAGGUAAGGAUCCCUGUGGCCCUACCGGGGUCGACAGUAAGAUAGAGGAGAGCUCAGAUAUCCCGAUCCUGGAGGACACCUCUUCCUCCCCUACUGACUUUCCUCAGCUCUGCUGGCUGGUGGCCAAUGACAUAGAAAACAUUGAAAGGGAUAUGAGGGAGAUGAAGAACCUUCUCAGUAAACUCAGGGAGACAAUGCCUUUACCACUGAAGAACCAAGAUGACAGCAGUUUGCUGAACCUGACUCCCUACCCACUGGUCCGACAGAGGAAGAGGAGGUUCUUUGGGCUCUGUUGCCUGGUAACCAGCUAAGGGCCCCGCCUUUGUGGGUAGGAGGCGGCAACAAAGACACCAUUACCCACUGUCCUUCACCACUUGUGUCUCCCACCAAUCUAUUACUGCCAUUUUCAAAUAAAUUGCCUCUUUCUCUUUUUUUUUAAAGGCUAUCCAUUUUAUAAUUUUAUUUUGUAAUACAAAGAAGAACUGUAACCGCAAAUGUAAUCAAAACAAAAGUCAUGAACAUAUAUUUUAAGAUAUUUUGCAACAGAUUUUUCCUUUUUUUGGUAAAUUAAGUCUGAUAUCUGCUUGUCCAAUGUAAAAGAGAAUGAGAGGCCAUUUGAAAUAAUGUCAGUGUUCACUUACUACUUCUAAAAAAGGGAAUAUAAUUGUCAGUUUCUGUUAGAAUUAAUGCAAUAACUUAUGAAUAGACGCCAAUCCGAAUAUUUCAGGACGGCGCUCGCUAAGACAAAGUUAGUCCUUCGUGUGUCUAAACUCAGAUGACAGGUUUGUGCAGAAUGAGUUUGUUGUGUAUUACAGUCUCUGUUUUCCGUCCCUUGCUGUUUUUUCUUCUUAAUGUACUUAAUUUAGUCUUCCAUAAACCAAGUACCUGUAUCCAACUUUAACUUUCCAGCAUCAAAAUGGAACAUAUGAUACAAUACUCAAAAUGAAAAAAACUUCUUUGCACACAAUAUCUAUCUAUGAAUUAAGACAUUAGACUUGUAUAUACACAUACUCUUUACGCAACGCACUCUUAAUUAUUUUCAAAGAGGGUUAGCAAAGAAUGUGUUGGGUGGUAUGAGCAGGGAGGGUCUCCCUCUGUCUGAGGCGAUCCAGCCGACAGAGGCCAGGCAGCAUGGGUCUUGCGUAUUAUUGAUAGUGAUCAAUGUUUAGGGCACGGUGAAGGUACACUAGUCAAAGCUGAAAUAGGUCAUUUUACAUUGUUAAUAAAACUUUUGUUAUUGAAACUAA
Molecule: messenger RNA, 2502 nt
Organism: Etheostoma spectabile (orangethroat darter)
Lineage: Eukaryota; Metazoa; Chordata; Actinopteri; Perciformes; Percidae
Gene: rgs7bpa
Product: regulator of G protein signaling 7 binding protein a
Exons: 6
Coding region: 811-1566 (251 amino acids)
Source: RefSeq, a predicted model, not a curated record